AAAAAGCGUAUUUACGUCGUAAAAACACUGCACAAAGAGACAGCAAAAAUCCAAAAAUAAACAAGAUAGUAAUAUUGACAAUCACUUCUCUCCAUAAAAUUGUAUGUGAGAUUAAUCACCCAGAAUUUUUAAGACCAAUAAUUUGUUUCUUCUAAGUUUAAUCUAGCUGUAAAUUUCCAAAACUAAGUUCACCCCUGUACUAAAAUGUAAACAAAGUGCCUAUUUCCCCUCCAGUGGAAUUUUCUAUUAUUAGUACGUUUAGUACAUGCAGAUGAUACUUUCUUGAAGACAACCCCAGAAGAAAGAAAGACAAGAAAGGGGCAAAAAUAAUUCAAAAUGCCGAAAUUUAUAAGAGACAGAGAGAAGAGACUUCAUAUUUUCUCCACAAAAAAAUCCAGGCUGCUGAGUAGAGCUUAUAAACUUUCAACAUUGACAGGAACACAAGUGCUUGUGAUAAUUCAAAGUGAAAAUGGAGACGUAUAUAAUUUUGCCACGAAAAAAUUCCAGCCCGUGUUGACGAGCGAAGAAGGGAAAGAAUUAAUUAGAUCCUGUUUGAGUAGUCCUGACUCACAUUAUGAAACUUCGGAAAAUGAAGGCACUGACGAGGAAAAUAAUUCCGUUUCUUCAAAAUCUUCAAAAUCAACUGCAAAUACAGCUGGAGAAGACCCCGAAGACAUAGACACUGAAGAAAAAAAAGUUUCAGACAAAUCCAGCCUUUGGUCUCGAUUCAAAUCUCUAUGGUUGUAAAUGGUCUUGGUUUUUAAGUAUUUUUUUAAUGCAUGAAAAUUAAAGUUUCGUUACCAGGGUGUCUAGCCGAUGGAUGAUUUUUAAUUUUUCUCGGCCCGUUUCAUAGAGUUCAACCAUUCCAUGGAAUGAUUUUAAACAAUUUUUUAACAUUUUUAAGAUUUCUGGUUUGAGAGAGAAAUUUUUUGAAAAGAAUGAUAAAUUCUGAAUUGAAAACUUAGAAUUCAAUUUUUUUUCCUGAAUUCGCGCUCCAUAUGAAAAUUGCUCUAUUCCAAGAUAGAUUCAUAUUUAUUUAUAUUAGUUGCUACUAUAAUUCAGAAAUACAGUAACUUCUUUUUUAUAAAAUUUGGAAGAGGGAAGUUUUAAAUUUUUGGAAAUUUUUAUUUUCAAAAACAAAACAAAAUGUUUAAAAUCAAACUCGGAUUUGAAAUAGAGAAUUUUCGAAAUCUGAAAAAUUCUGACUUUGAAUAGAAAUUGUUUUUGCAAAUUCCUUUUUUUUUGUAGAUCAGAAUUAUCAAAAUUUUCCUCUUUCAUAUAAAAAAUUAUGUUUUCGUAAGCCAAAAUAAAAAGUCUUUAAGGGAAUUUGUCAUACAUAAUUUAUGUAUUCCCCAUUUGAACACGGAAUUUCGAAUUGUUAGAAAAAAUUUCCAUACUAAGUAAUUUAAAGAUUUAUAUUUUGUGACGAAUUCCGAAUUGAAAUAGGGAUUGAUGUGUCAAAAUCCCUUUUUAUAAAUCAGAAUUAAAAUUAAUUAAAUUAAAUUAAAUCUUUACGAGAAUCUUUGUCAUAUAAAAUUUGUUUAUUCCGCAUCCAACCUCAGAAUUUCAAAUUCUUUUAGAAACCAAAUCAAAUCAAAAUUAAAUUCAUUUUCGAAAUUUCCUGCUCCAAGUCAAAAUUUUGUUUAUUAGCAAAUUUUUCUGUUAUAAUUCCGAAAUAUUGUAACUCCCAUUUUCCAAAAUUUUGAAGAGGGAAGUUUUAAAUUUUGACAAAUUUGAACUUGGAACAGGUAGUUUUGUUGAAUACCUUUUUCUGAAUCAGAAUUAUGCUUUACUGAAACUCAACGUAGAAACUUAAAAAAUAAUAAUUUUUUAGAAAAAAUGUCCUGUUCAAAUUCAGGAUAAUUGUAUUUGUUUACGUGAAUUUUGUUAUUCUUCUUUUAUUUGUUCCUUGUUCCAACUCAAAAUUAUAAUUCUUUAAAAAUAUGCACUGUUCCAAGCCAUAAUUGUGAUUUUGUUGGAAAAAUUCACUUUCCCAGUGAGAAUUUUGACUUUUUUUUUUUUACAAAUCCCCUGUUCCAAAUUAGAAUUAGAGUAAUAACAUAUAUGAAAGCAUUUUUAAUUUUCUUAUAAAUAUAUUCGAGUUUACAUUUUGUAAAUGCAUAAUAUUCAUUCUGAAUUUUCAGUCAAUAUCAUUCUAUUAUUUACAACUUGUUACAAAAAUAUUAAUUUCAUAAGUACCUUCCUACUUAGACGAUAUUAAUACAAAAUUUCUGGGCGAAACUCUGCAGUCGAAUUCCGC
Messenger RNA from Belonocnema kinseyi, 2260 nucleotides. Its product is annotated as serum response factor homolog B-like. The coding region runs from base 337 to 747 and encodes 136 amino acids. The transcript has 2 exons. Lineage: Eukaryota; Metazoa; Arthropoda; Insecta; Hymenoptera; Cynipidae. The record is from RefSeq and is a predicted model, not a curated record. Gene Ontology annotation, molecular function: DNA binding; protein dimerization activity.